AUGUCGGAUUCGGGAAGCUCGCAAGAAAGAUUAAGUCCGCCUAAAAAGAAAAAACUUAAAUAUCAUACAAGCUUUGAUGGAAGUUGGUUGAACGAUCCUCUCUUUAGUGCUUGGCUUAAAAAACGAGAUGAUUUUACCGCUGAAUGUAAGUUGUGCAGAACCGAUAUUUCAGUAAAAUACGAAGGUAAAAGAGCUCUAGUUGUGCAUUCGGAAGCCCCGCUAUCGCAAGAAAUACUUACAUCGGAACUGCAGGAGUCUACUUAUUUUUCUCUUGGAACAGACUCGUCCAACAAAGGGAAUUUAAAAAUGUUUCCAGUGACGGUGCAAUGGUUUUCACUUAAAGAUGGUUUAAAACAAGGUUUACUUGACUUUUAUCAAGACCCUGCUGAAACAAGUGAAGCUAUUAAAACACACCUUUGUAAAGUUUUACAGGAAAACGGCUUCUCCUGGGCAUCCGUAUCUUCACUAUCCGCAGAUAAUGCUUCCGUCAACUAUGGUAUUCAUAACUCAGUUUUUCAAAAACUUAAAAUUGAAAACCCAAAUAUUUUGAAGGCGAAUUGUAAGUGCCACAUUUUACACAAUUGUAACAAAUAUGCAUUAAAAGCUUUACAGUUUGAUGUGGAAUCGUUGGUAUUGAAAGAUUACAGCGAAUUUUCCGCGUUUGCCAAGCGAACUGCAAAGCUCAAGGAAUUCUUCGAUUUCGCUCAUUUAGAGUACAAGUCUAUACUCCGCCAUGUGCCUACACGAUGGCUUUCUUUGCUUCCAGCUUUAGAUAGACUUUUGUUGAAUUGGCCGAUUUUAAGGGAAUAUUUUCUUAAUGAAGGCAAAGACGACUGUGCAGAAAUAAUUUGGAAAGCCUUUAAAUUAUACACGAAAUUGCAUCUAAACAGAGAUGUUUCAUCUGAAUUGUGCGACAAUGAGGUUAAAGAAGGCGAUGGUUUAAUGAGGGAAAUCGAAUUGCUUAACCAGUUGGUGAGUGAAAUGAAGGAUAAAAAUGAUAUUUUAAAGCAAAGCAAUCGUUUACUAGUUGAAAAAUGUGAAUAUCUAAAUAAACCUAAUAAUGUGAUCCCGGAGCAAAAAAUGUCAACAAAAAACGACAAGUCAUAUGCGGCUACGGCGAAGAAGAACCUAAAUUUGAACUUGCCGCCACAUCCUACCAAUGUUAGAAGCGAAAAAUCACAAGAUCCAAUAACACCAAAUGUCAAGCAUCCUAACCUCUCUAAUGGAAGUAAACAAACAUUUAAUCAACUUCAAUCAAAUAAUGCCAGUACCAGCAAACAAAUUAGCAAAAUACCAAGUAAGAAGUUAGGCACCAAUACCAAUUCAAACAGCAAACUACAAGGUGUAGCUAAAAAGGCUUGGAUCUAUUUAUAUAGAAUUCAACGGUGUUCCACAGCUGAUGACGUGCUUGACCACGUAAAAUCAAAAAACGAAUUUAAAGAUGCAGACAUCACAGUUAAAGAGCUGCCAACAGAGUCAACACAACAUAAGUAA
This is a messenger RNA of Brassicogethes aeneus, 1494 nucleotides long. NCBI's taxonomy places the organism in Eukaryota, Metazoa, Arthropoda, Insecta, Coleoptera, Nitidulidae. The record is from the annotation of a GenBank genome assembly.